GCAUAUCGUGUGCAUGCGUUAGGGGGGCCUGCCCUUAUAUAUGCGCGUUUGAAAUAAAUACAGAAUCGAGGAAGUAGAAAAGUCGAGAUAGCGGUGCGUUGUUGGGGGUGUCUCUGGGUAAAUAAAAUUGGGAGGACAACCAACCCUUUUAUUUUUGAAGACGCGCAUCACUAGCAGCAGCAGCAGCAGCAGCAGCCGCACAAACGCGGACUUCCUCCUGUCAGAAGGACAAGGAUAAGUGUCGCUCUGCGCAAGCGCAAUUCGAAGGAGGUUCUACAUAAAAACCUUUGCCAACCAACUACGCGGGAGGUAGGAGGGAAGGAGUUUCGCUGAAGCGGAAGGGGAAUCACUUGAGAAGCAAAGCACGAUACAACACGCGAUUGUUUGUCUAUCAGUCAAUUUGAUCGUAUAUAUGCAGUCUCAGCUCGCAUCUCGUACGUAGAUCAAUCAAUGAAGUGAUUGAUGACGGACGCGGUCGGCAGCAAACGUGCCACGUGGCGGGCAACCAGAUCUGCUACGUGGAUGCAAAGUGUCCUGUUCAUCUCUCCGAAUCCUACCAAGCCGAAGAGGUCGGGGGAGAUAGAGACGGAGGGAACAGAAGCUGCUGAACAAGCAAUAGAAGGCGGGUGGAGAAGAAGCUGAGAAGGGAAAGGGAGGGAGCAGUGGAAGGGAAAGGGAGGAGAGGUGGGAGAAAGAGAGCAGAAGAGUUGAGAGAAUAGAAGAAGCAGAGAAGCGAGGGAGGCAAUUGGGGGGGGGGGUGUAUGCCUCUGGGGUAAAAGGCUAUGUUGCAUAUAUGAAUCGGGGGCUGGGGUGGAAUUGUCCGAAGGAUUCUUCCCUGAGAAGGGAGGAGUGCGCUUGGACACCAAGCAGAAGGUAGAGGUUAAAGGGUAGGCUGGAGGAGGGAGGAGGGAGGUGGACGCUCUUCUCUUGCGGCGGCGGGCGAUAUGGCGGAUCAGCUCGUCGCGCCUGACCGCAAGUUCUCCGCACCAGCAGAUCAAAAAGUGGAGCAGAAGCUUGGUUCGUCGGCCGCGGAGCUCGGCUUGGAAAGCCAGCCGGUCGAUUUGGGCAAGCAUCCCUCAGGAAUCGUGCCCACCCUCCAAAAUAUUGUUUCGACCGUCAAUAUGGCGUGCAGGCUCGACCUCAAGACCAUCGCGCUACACGCAAGGAAUGCAGAAUACAAUCCUAAGCGUUUUGCUGCUGUGAUCAUGAGAAUUAGAGAACCGAAGACGACAGCCCUCAUUUUUGCCUCUGGGAAAAUGGUCUGUACAGGUGCGAAAAGUGAGCAGUCAUCCAGGCUUGCAGCAAGGAAGUACGCAAGAAUCAUUCAGAAACUCGGCUUUCCUGCUCAGUUCAAGGAUUUCAAAAUUCAGAACAUCGUUGGUUCUUGUGAUGUAAGGUUUCCGAUUAAGCUGGAAGGCCUUGCUUAUGCACAUGGUCACUUUUCGAGUUAUGAACCAGAGUUGUUCCCAGGUCUCAUAUACCGAAUGAAGCAACCCAAGAUCGUGCUGCUCAUCUUCGUAUCUGGGAAGAUUGUUUUGACAGGAGCCAAGGUCCGCGAUGAGAUCUAUGAAGCAUUUGAGAAUAUUUACCCUGUGCUAACAGAGUUUAGGAAGGUAUCCCAAUGACACCAGCUUCAGAACAGUAACUUCAUUCCCUGGGCCGUGCCUCGAGUGUUCAUAAUAGUUGCCAAGAGCUGGGUGGAUUGUGGACAGGAGCCGGAUUGAGUUGAUUGGCUUACCCUGUUCCGUUUGGCAGUGAGGGUUUACGUGCAGCUGAUGGUUGCAAGGAGUGGAAGGUUGGGAGAAGGAGGUGGUAUAUGGACACUUCGUGCAGUUUGCGGAAGAAAGGCAGGCCUGGUCUUUUUCUUUCCUUUUCUGUUCUUUUUUCAGACCACCCCACCCGGCCUUCUUCCCUGUCCCUUUCCUUAGUAUUUGUUAGGCUGUGGAUGUAGUAUACGUAGUGUUAAGGUGGUUGCAGAUUUUAGGAGAUCAGGCGGUAAUUUUUUUUUCCCCUUGCGUCCAGCAGGAGUGCCUGGCGUGCUGUCAUAGCUGAGAUAUGGCUACAAGGUCUUGCUCAGCAUGCUACUAAUGUGUGAGGUCAUCCUCUUGUAAUUUGCAAGGUCUUUGAUCUUGAAAAUGCAGUCGAAGGGUUUAGUAGACGUUAGCUAGCUCGGCGAGGAACCGAAAAGCGUUCCCCAUGUGACAACACAGAAUUGGUUGCCGCCGGGGCAAUUCGCUUGGGGGGGGGGGAGAGAGAGAGAGAGAGAGAGAGAGAGAGAGAGAGAGAGAGAGAGUGCUGAAAUGCAAACAGUUGCCAGAUGAGAGCGAGCGAGAGAGAGAGAGAGAGAGAGAGAGGACUCUGGUGCCAAGAAGCAAAAUGCAAACAGGAGGGAGGGAGAGAGAGAGAGAGAGAGAGAGAGAGAGAGAGAGGAGGCUCUGCUACAGAGUUGCAAAUUGCAAACAGUUGCCAGAUUUGGGUCUGAGCACGCCGAAGUUUGUUCUUUCUGGUGGGAGAGAAGCAAAUUUGGGGAGGGGAGGUAUUUGAUUGAGGAAAUGUGGUUUUGGCUUCACUUGAGGUAUAAGAACACAAUUAUCACAGAAUUGGUUUCUGCCGCCCGAGGCAGUUCGGUUCGCUUGGAAGGACUCUGCUACGUACGGAGUGGCAAUUGCAGACAUCGGCCACAAAAAGAAUGCAGCUGUUGCGGUGUGGCAUGAAAACUGGUUGCUGCUGCCCCCGCUGCAAAGCUCACUCGACAACGGUGGACUUCUCCAUAGGGAGAGUGGCAAUCGCAAACCUUGGCCAGAUUUGGGUCUGAGCGUGUUGAAACUUUUGUCCUGGUGUACUCGGAGAAAAGUCAAGUGGGCGAGAUUCAAGUGUUGUGCCGUGGGCGUGACUCAAGUCGGCGGCGACGGUACUUUGCAGCUCACAAUGUAGUGGAGAAGGAUGGAAGAUAGAGAGAGUAUAUGGCGGGCUGGGGGCGGGCGGGGGGAAGAGGAGUGUGUGGCCUUGUUGCAGUCGGCAACAUGCCUAUUGUGUGCGAGUCCUGAAUGAGGGAGGGCCUCUCCUGGACAGUGAGUGUGUUGUGCGAUGGGCGGUGUUUUCUUUGGCUACGCCCGUUUUUCAUCAUAAUCAAUUGUUGUUGUAAGUGCUGGAAUCGAUCCAUCGAUCGCCACAAUCUCUUCUUUUCCGCCGUCAUGAAUUGGUGCUAUUCCGCUUGGGCAUGAAUUAUUGCUCCUCUACGUGGGUCGUGUGGUGCAUGUGGACCUGUGCUUCUCGGAGCACGUGCUUGCCGAUGUCUGCAAUUUCGUUUUUUUCCGACAAUUCUUUUCUUUUCUUUUUUUGUUGAAAAGGUCCUUAAGGUCCUGGCUCCAUGGGCAAUCUUUUUGAAUUUUUAUUUGGGGCCAAACACAAUCACCGAUCAGAUCAGGCACUUCAGAAAACAAAAACUUUAGGGAUAG
Messenger RNA from Chara braunii, 3458 nucleotides. Lineage: Eukaryota; Viridiplantae; Streptophyta; Charophyceae; Charales; Characeae. The record is from the annotation of a GenBank genome assembly.